Molecule: messenger RNA, 1603 nt
Organism: Amphiprion ocellaris (clown anemonefish)
Lineage: Eukaryota; Metazoa; Chordata; Actinopteri; Pomacentridae
Product: kazal-type serine protease inhibitor domain-containing protein 1-like
Exons: 4
Coding region: 318-1220 (300 amino acids)
Biological process (GO): regulation of signal transduction; regulation of cell growth
Cellular component (GO): extracellular region
Molecular function (GO): insulin-like growth factor binding
Source: RefSeq, a predicted model, not a curated record
CCCUGCAAAUGCCAUCUCUUUGUUAGAAAGGACUUGGAGCUUAUGAAGAAAUCUCAAGUGGGGGAAACAACGUGGCAAUAUAAUCCAGCAGGGGUACAUGGUAACAAUAACAAAAACCAAUCUAGCCAUUCAGAAGAGGACAGAGGAGAGGAGACAGAAGGAAACAUUUAAAACUCAGAGGAGGAACAACAUGUGACUGUUUGACUGUGAGAGGACGGGAAAAAAACAGGACUUCCAUCUUUUUUUGUGGCUCAUUUUGUGACCGGUUUCAUUUUGUGGCCUCCGUUUGUGCUUCAGGUUUCUGACUUUGUGCUGUGAUGUGGGUCAGCAGCACGGCCCAGCUCUGCAUGUGUGUGAGUAUCUGUGUGGGUGUUUGGCUGCACAGCUCCCUCGGGCUGCCUCCUCAGCACCGUGGGUGGCUGCGGCUGUGGGAGGAAGGUGAGGGCUGCAGGGAGUGCGACGAGCACAUCUGCCCCUCGGUGCCGGACAACUGCCCCGCAGGCCGGGUUCAGGACAGCUGUGGGUGCUGUGACCGGUGUGCCAACGUGGAGGGGCAGCAGUGUGACCCAGACGGGGCUCAGAUCUUCUACGGACGCUGCGGGGAAGGUCUGGUGUGCCAGAGGAAAGUGAGGAAGAAGGGUCGCAGGGCUGAUCCAGAGCCUACAUGUGUGUGUCAGGAGAAAGGUCCUGUGUGUGGCUCAGAUGGGAGGACCUACACAAAUGUUUGCCAGCUGAGAGAGGCUGCCAGCCGCGGUAACACAACCCUAACACACACCGGGAGAGGACCCUGCUACUCUGCUCCCCGAGUCCUCAGAGGUCCCAGAAAUCUGUCCAAUUACACAGGAAAUGACAUCAUCUUUGGCUGUGAGGUGUCAGCAUAUCCUCUUCCUGUCCUGAACUGGAGGAAGACAGGCAGCGACCAGUACUUACCAGGAGAUGAUCCUCACAUCUCUGUCCAGCUUCGAGGUGGACCCCAACGCUACUCUGUCUCCACCUGGCUUCAGAUAGAGGGUGUCCUUGUCUCUGGUAUGGGCGUCUACUCCUGCAUCUCCCACAACACUCUGGGAGAAACGUCUGCUUCGGCACAGCUCACCGUGUCAAGACGAGGGGUGAAGGUGACGAGAGGCUAUUUGGAGGAGAAGGAGCAACACUUUGAUCGUUUAGAGGAAGGCAGUGGUGAUGCACAGCUGGCAUCUGGAGAUUACCUGCCGUUCAUUUAAAUCAGUUUAUAGGAGCAGUCGACAAGGAGGCCUCAGGAAAUAAUGUUUCGGCUAACACAUUGGAUUAGUUAAUAUUAUUCAAAUGAAAAGACGAUGAUUUUCAGCCGAGUUUAUGACAUGAAUAUGUAAUUUAACAUUGCGUCUGCUUAUAUCUACCUUUUAGCUAUAAGACGGCAGAAGAAUAAAUCACUUCUAAAUGGCAAUGUUGAGUAUUUUGAUAUACUCUGCUGCCCUCUUAAAUCUGUCAAAAAGUGUGAGGAAAAUUUACAUCCGAUUUUAAGUGGAAAGUAAAUUUAUGACAUGGCAAACACAGAGAGAAGUCACCCCUAAAGUAAAGCCUCUAUCAUUUCCUCCUGCUUUCACCACUCCACCCACAGAACAUC